This is a messenger RNA of Mesocricetus auratus (golden hamster), 7569 nucleotides long. RefSeq names its product glutamine rich 2 (gene Qrich2). The record is from RefSeq and is a predicted model, not a curated record. The coding region runs from base 162 to 7541 and encodes 2459 amino acids. The transcript has 20 exons. Lineage: Eukaryota; Metazoa; Chordata; Mammalia; Rodentia; Cricetidae.
CGGGCUAGGAAAGCGGAGCCCAGCGCUCCGCUUGGAGGCCACACGCCCACAAGCAGGGCCACCUGCUCAGAGCCCUGCUGGCCCCAUAGACCUGCAAGGAGCGAGGGGCGCUUGGUCGCCCUUCCUCCUUGAGGCUCCCGGGGGUCCCAACAGAGCGCACGAUGCCGCCUUCAUUAGCAGCCGACAGGGUCACCCUCCGGGAGCUGGCCGACCUGGCGAUCGGCACCCCAGAGGUGGGGGCGGUGAACUUCACGGCCCUGCACACACUGAUAGUCGCCAUGCUCAAGAGCCUCAACCUGCAAGAGGUGCUCAUCGAUUUCCACUACCCGUCGUCGGCUGAGCCCGGCCGCCCCGCUGAGGUGAUCCGAAGCUCCUUCAGCACCCCGCACAUGUCAGCCAGCAAAGAAAAGCAGGAGAAGCGCCGGAGUCUGGUGAGGCUGUCGGUGCCUCAGCAGACGCUGGAGAGCCAGGUGAAGGACCUGGGCAGCCAGGUCCAGGACCUCAGCAAGCACAUGAAGAACAUGGACAACAAGGUGCAGGGCAUUGCCAAGCACGUGGAGUACAUCUCCUCAGUCCCCGACCUCUUCCAGGACUUCCCCAGGUCGGAGGAGGAGGAGGUGACUCUGCUAACCCCGCUGAUAUCGCCCUCAAAGUCCACCAAGAUCUAUGAAUCCGUGGAGAUGCUGGAGAAGCCUGAGGCCACUGUACUCGGGACGCCCCCGCAGGUGACACAGCCAAGGCUCUCAAAGACUCAGAAAGAAAUCAAGCCCAUAAAUGUGCUCCAAGAACUCGUAGAAGACGUGAGAGUCCUGAAAGAAGCCCACCAGAAGAUGCAGGAGUUCCCCGAGCCGACUACCCAGGAGCUCCUUCAGCGCGUUAGUGAACUGGAGAAGGCCGUCAGAGACCGAGAGGAAUACCUGGAUCAGUUGAGUCGGAGGCUGAACCUGGUUCCGGCUGGUGAAGAAAUCACAAUGGUCACCUGGGAAGAGCUGGAACAAGCGAUCACUGACGGCUGGAAGGCCUCAAGAGGGAGCUCAGAUUCAUCAACAGCAACUUUUGGCAGGCGCAAAAUGACGUCGUUGACAUCAAAUGACCUUUCCAGUGGAAUGCUUUCCAAGGCCUCCGUGGCUGACCAGGCUCUGGGUUCCGUUGGUAGCCCAGAACAGAUCUUAGCCAGCGGAGUAGGACGGUCCCCUGAAAGGGUCACUAGUGGGGAUCAGAGCAGACCUAGUGUUGGACUUCGAGAUCUGCACCUACGGCCCCGUGAGCCGUCCCAGGCCACAUCAGAAACAGAUGGCCGUAGUACCAGAGAGUCUGUAGCUUCCACAAGUCCAAGAAGAGACGAACAACAGCGUGUCCCACCUCAACAGGAAUUGCUCACAGCCAGAGACCAGCAGGGCGGGCUGCCCACUAGUCAGGGCCAAGUAUACCCAAAGCCAGAUGAUCGUGGGGCUGGAGCAUUUGCCAUGGAUCAACCCGCGUUGUUAUACCCUGGCCCUUACCCUCCUGCUGUGAUACCCCUCACCAUGGGUCAGCUUGGUGUACUGCCGCCGCCAGAAAUGGAUGACCAGGGAUUGGUGCCUCUUGGCGUGGGCCAGAGUGGUGUGCUGUCACCAUUGGCACCUGACAGGAGUCAAUCAGGACUUGACAAAACCAGUACAGCUCAGCUUAUUUCGGUCCCACUGAGUGCAUAUCAGCAAGGCAUGAUACUUCCUAGAACAGACCAACGUGGCACGGAACAGGCUGUCCUGUAUGACAGUGGACUGGGACCAUGGGCCAUGGAUAGGCAAGGGCUGAUGCCACUUGGCGUAGAUCAGCAUGAAUUUGUAGUGUUAGGCACAGGUCAGCAGGGACUGAUCCUCCCCGGUGUGGAUCAGCAGGGAUUGGUAAUGCCUGGCAUAGAUCAGCGUGCGUUCCCUCCAUCUCUUCCAGAUCAAUACGGCUUGGUGUCACCCGGUUUGCUGCAAGUUAGCACUGACCAACCAGGUUCUGGACAGCCCAGGUUAGCAGCACCAGGCUUCACACAUCCUGGUACAGAACAGCGUGGCUUGGUCCAGCCUGAAGCAGAGGAGCGUGGUGUUUUCCAGCCCGGUGUAGAUCAGCGUGGCUUGGCGCAACCUGGUGUAGAUCCCCAUGUUUUAGUGAGGCCUGCUACAGAUAGGCGUAGUUCAGAACCUGUUAGGUCAGAUCGGCAGAGUCAGGUGCAGUCUGAUGCAGAUCGGCGUAUUUCAGAACCCGUUGGGGCAGAACGGCAGAGUCUGGCACAGUCUGGGCCAAGUUGGCAAGGUUCAGCACGUCCUGGAGCAGAUAGGCAGAGUUCAGCACAGCCAGGGGCAGAUCAACGUGGCUUGGUACAACCUAGCACAGCUUGGGAUGGUUUGGUACAGCCUGGCACAGACCAACAUUUGGUACCUCCUGGUACACGCCAGCCUAGCUUGAUUCAACCUGGUGUAUACUCACCUGGUUUGGCACAACUUGGUACAGGUCAACAAGGUUUAGUGCCACCUGGCACAGGUCAGCCUGCAUUGGUUCAACCGAGCAUAGAUCAGCGUGGCUGGGUACAGCCUGGUGCAUUGCUGCCUGGUUUGGUACAACCUAGUGUAGAUCAACACGGUCUGGUACCACUUGGAAUGGAUCGCCAUGGAUUGGUACAACCAAGCACAGUUCAGCAUGGGCUGGUACGGCCAGAUGCAUAUGCACCUGGGCUGGUGCAACUCGGUGCAGCUCAGGAUAGUUCGGUACAACCUAGAAUGGAUCAGCGUGGUUUUGUGCAGCCUGGUGCAGAAUGGAGUCUUGCACAGCCUGGUGUAGAUCAGCUCAGUCUGGCACAACCCAGUGCAGCUUUACCUAGUGGUUGGGCACAGCCUGACACAUACUCACCUGACUUGAUCCAGCCUGGUGUAGUUCGACAUGGUUUGGAUCAGCCAAGAGCUGAUCAGUACGGUUUUGUGCAGCCAGGUGCAGCACAACAGGGUUUGUCCCAACCUGGUAGAGGUCAGCAAGAUCUGCUGCAACCUGGCAUGGAUCGACUUGAUAGGAUGCAACCUGGAGUGGGUCAUAGUGGUUCAGUACAACUGGGUACAGGAGAGAGUAGCUUAGCCCAACCUGGCAUGGAUCAGCAGGGUUUGGAACAGCCUGGCAUGGAUCAACGUGAUUUGGUGCAACCUGGUUUGGCACAACCUGGAGCACUUCAAUAUGGCUCAGUGCAACUUAGUGCAGCCCAGCAUGACUUGGCACAGCCUAUAGUAUUCCAGAGUGGCUUGGUGCAGGCUGGCAUGGACCAGUAUGACUUGGUACAACCUAGGAUGUAUCAGUAUGGUUUUGUGGAACCUGCAGCAAUUCAACGUGGUUUGAUGCAGCCUGGAACAGUUCAGCUUAGGCUGGUGCAGCCUGUCAUAGAUCAGCGUGGCUUAAUGCAACCUGGCGUGGAUCAGCGUGGCCUGGUGCAGCCUGGCGUGGAUCAGCGUGGCCUGGUGCAGCCUGGCGUGGAUCAGCGUGGCCUGGUGCAGCCUGGAGCGGAUCAGCGUGGCCUGGUGCAGCCUGGAGCGGAUCAGCGUGGCCUGGUGCAGCCUGGAGCGGAUCAGCAUGGCCCGGUACAGCCUGUCAUAGAUCAGCAUGGCCUGGUGCAGCCUGUCAUAGAUCAGCAUGGCCUGGUGCAACCUAUAAUGGAUCAGGGUGGUCUGGUGCAGCCUGUCGUAGAUCAGCGUGGUCUGGUGCAGCCUGUCAUGGAUCAGCGUGGUCUGGUGCAGACUAUAGGGGUUCAGUCUAGGCUGGUGCAGCCUGUCAUGGAUCAGCGUGGUUUAAUUCAGCCUAUCGUGGAUCAGCGUGGCCUGGUGCAGCCUGUCGUAGAUCAGCGAGGCCUGGGGCAGCCUGUCAUAGACCAGCGUGGCGUGGUGCAGACUGUAGGGGUUCAGCGUGGCCUGGGGCAGCCUGUCAUAGAUCAGCGUGGCCUGCUGCAGACUGUAGCAGUUCCGUCUAGGCUGGUGCAGCCUGUAGCAGACCAGCGUGGUUUAAUGCAGCUGGGUGUGGAUCAGCGUGGCCUAGCGCACCCUGGUGUGGAUCAGCGUGGCCUGGUGCAGCGUGGCCUGGAUCAGCGUGGCCUGGUGCAGCGCGGCCUGGUGCAGCCUGGCCUGGUGCAGCGCGGCCUGGUGCAGCCUGGCGUGGAUCAGCGCGGCCUGGUGCAGCCUGGCGUGGAUCAGCGCGGCCUGGUGCAGCCUGGCGUGGAUCAGCGCGGCCUGGUGCAGCCUGGCGUGGAUCAGCGCGGCCUGGUGCAGCCUGGCGUGGAUCAGCGCGGCCUGGUGCAGCCUGGCGUGGAUCAGCGCGGCCUGGUGCAGCCUGGCGUGGAUCAGCGCGGCCUGGUGCAGCCUGGCGUGGAUCAGCGCGGCCUGGUGCAGCCUGGCGUGGAUCAGCGCGGCCUGGUGCAGCCUGGCGUGGAUCAGCGUGGCUCUCUCCAGCUUGUGGAAGACUCACUGCAGCCUGGCAUAGAUCAGCGUGGCUCACUGCAGCCUGGGGCAGAUCAGCCUAGGGCAGCUGGGCUUGCUAUGAUGCAGCCAGGAAUAGUUCAGCCUGGUGCAGGCCCUCAAGGUUUGGCUCAGCCUGGUGCAGGCCCUCAAGGUUUGGCUCAGCCUGGUGCAGGCCCUCAAGGUUUGGCUCAGCCUGGUGCAGGACCUCAUGGUUUGGCUCAGCCUGGUGCAGGACCUCAUGGUUUGGCUCAGCCUGGUGCAGGACCUCAUGGUUUGGCUCAGCCUGGUACAGGGCCUUAUGACUUGGUUCAACCUGGUGCAGGGCCUUAUGACUUGGUUCAGCCUGGUACAGGGCCUUAUGACUUGGUUCAGCCUGGUACGUACAUGCCUAGCUUGGCUCCACCUGGUGUACAUCCUCCUGGUAUUAUUCAACCUGGCGCAUAUCCUCUUGGUUUGAGACAACCCAUUACAAGUCAGCCAGACUUCAUAGCACCAAGCACAGAGCUUCGUAGCUUUCCAUCAUGGCAGAGAGAUACAUAUCGGCAUCCUAUGCUAACUCCUGAACAAGUACAAGGCCAAGUCAGGCAAGAUAUACUUUCUGCCAUGGGGCAUCAGGGCCCAGAUCAACAAGUUCCAGAUCUUCAAGGCUCCACAAUCCCAGGUGGAGUUCCAUAUGAUCAAAUACGGGCUGCCCUGAAUUACCCUGGCGCAGAACAGGCAGCUGACACAUCUGGCCAGGCCAUUUGGGAUCCAAGCAGGAAACAUACCUCAGUUCAAUUUGAACGGGCUACCCCAGCGGGCCCAGACCAAGAAACCACUGACACCACCGCCAGGACACGAGAGUCCCUGAGCUUUCUCCAGCGAACCUCCUCGGGGAGUGAAUCGCUGGAGAAACUGGCUCCAAGCUUCCCCAUGGCCGUGGAGUCGUUUCGCCUGAUAGGUGAGAUCAUCGGUAUUUACGUGGAGCUGAAAGAGCACAUGAAGGACCUGGAGGAGGAACUCGCCGGUCAGACCGACUUGGAGAAGAUCCAGUACCUACUGACGGCCAUGGUCAAAAAGUCCAUCCCUCAGGACCUGCAGGAGCAGAUGAAGAGCCUGAGGUCCCUGAACAAGGAAGUUCGCCAGGACAAAGCCAGACUGGAGAAGAUACAGAAGCUGCUGGACAGUGACGGCUCCGGAGGAAAGGACAUAAAACCCAGUCAGCUGAGCUUGCAGCUGGGCAUCCUCAGAGUCACAGUGUCGGACAUAGAGAAGGAGCUGUCUGAGCUGAGGGAGAGCCAAGAGCGGGGCAAGGCCGCCAUGGAGAAUUCCGUCUCGGAAGCCUCCCUUUACCUGCAGGAGCAGCUGGACAAGCUCAGGACCAUUAUCGAGAGCAUGCUGAGCUCCUCCUCCACGCUGCUGUCCAUGAGCAUAACCCCGCACAAGUCCGCAAGUGCAAUGGUGCCCGGCCAGAUGGACCCUGAGGCCACCUGUCCAGCCUGCAGUCUGGAUGUAAGCCACCAAGUCAGCCUGCUGGUUCAGCGCUACGAGCAGCUUCAGGACAUGGUCAGCGGUCUGGCUGCCUCCAGGCCCUCCAAGAAGGCCAAGCUGCAGAGCCAGGAUGAGGAGCUGCUGGGCCACGUGCAGAGUGCCAUCCUCCAAGUGCAGGGCGACUGUGAGAAGCUCAACAUCACUACCAGCAACCUCAUCGAGGACCAUCGGCAGAAGCAGAAAGACAUUGACGUGCUGUACCAGGGCAUAGAGAGGCUGGAGAAGGAAAAGGCUGACCGGGACCGCCUGGAGCUGGAGAUUGACGUAAAAGCAGACAAGAGCGCUCUGGCAUCCAAAGUGAGCCGGAUCCAAUUUGACGCCACCACAGAGCAGCUGAAUCACAUGAUGCAGGAACUGGUAGCCAAGAUGAGUGGACAGGAGCAGGACUGGCAGAAACUUCUGGACAAGCUCCUGGCAGAGAUGGACAGCAAGCUGGACCGCCUGGAGCUGGACCCAGUGAAGCAGAUGCUGGAGGAUCGCUGGAAGUCGCUGAGGCAGCAGCUCAAAGAGCGCUCCCCGCUCUACCAGGCAGACGAGGCAGCUGCCAUGCGGAGGCAGCUGCUGGCUCAUUUCCACUGCUUGUCCUGUGACCGUCCCUUGGAGACUUCUGUGACGGGACAGGUCCUAUCCAUGACCCCUAUAGUUCCCAGCAUGCCAGGCCACCGUUCCAUCCGGCCUUACACGGUGUUUGAGCUGGAGCAGGUCCGACAGCAGAGCCGCAACCUGAAGCUGGGCGGCAGCUUCUCUCGGGGUGACCUGUCACAGAUGGAGAGGAGCGUGGGGCGCCUGCGCAGCAUGCACUCCAAGAUGCUCAUGGACAUCGAGAAGGUGCAGAUCCACUUUGGGGGCUCGGUGAAGGCCAGCAGCCAGAUGAUCCGAGAGCUGCUGCAUGCCCAGUGCCUCAGCCACCCGUGCUACAAACGGGGGCUAGAGACCGCAGAUUACACCUACUCAACUGUGCCCCGGCGCUGUGGGGGCAGCCACACCCUCACCUACCCUUACCGCAGAAACCGCCCACAGCACCUGUCCCCGCUGGAGGAGAUCCAGAUUACCAUGAAGCACGAUGAGGUUGAUAUCUUGGGCCUCGAUGGACACAUCUACAAGGGACGGAUGGACACAAGGCUGCCAGGCAUCCUAGGGAAAGACGCCCCAGGAAUGGCAAAGCCCAAGUCCAAGCAGCUGCAGCAGCUCCAGCAGUUGCAGCAGCUGCAGCAGCUCCAGCAGUUGCAGCAGAUGCAGCAGGCCCAGCAUGCCCGGCCCCACACGCACAGGCAGCCAUCCCUGGGCAACAACAGCCUGCCGCCCUCUCGGCCUCAGAGUGCACAGAUGAUGGCAGACAGCACCUCAGUUUCUUCAGGACAGAAGAAGGACAGACCCAUCUCCUCCGAGGGGCGUCUCUCGCAGUUGAAUGUGGCGCCCCCAUCGGGCUCCGCAGAGAUGGCGGGUCUGCCGGGCGGCCCGUCUGGGCUGAAUGUACACAUGGAUGUGUCUCCCAGGGAGGGGAUGGAGGAGCCCACCCGGGGACCCAGGUCCACCACUGCUCACUAGAGAUAUAAAUCAAAGGUUUAAAAAAGGA